This is a messenger RNA of Tyto alba (common barn owl), 4420 nucleotides long. RefSeq names its product thimet oligopeptidase 1 (gene THOP1). The transcript is spliced from 13 exons. Gene Ontology annotation, molecular function: metalloendopeptidase activity. Bases 99 to 2231 code for a protein of 710 amino acids. The record is from RefSeq and is a predicted model, not a curated record. Gene Ontology annotation, cellular component: mitochondrial intermembrane space. Lineage: Eukaryota; Metazoa; Chordata; Aves; Strigiformes; Tytonidae. Gene Ontology annotation, biological process: peptide metabolic process; proteolysis.
GAGGGUGAAGGGAUGGGGAGAACGGCCCCCCGGUCCUCCACUCUCCCAGAAUCCCUCGGUGCGGCCUUUCUCUCCGCCCGCCUCUAUGGUUGGGGCACAUGCUCGGUGCGUGGGGCCGGCGCGGUCUCGUCCCGGCCUCGUCAGCAGCGGCGGGGCCCCCCAGCACCCCCGGCAUGGCCCCCCCCACAGGAAACGUUGUGGAUAGCCAGGCCCCCAGGCUGUUGGCAAAUCAGCUAAGAUGGGACCUGACUGCCGAACAGAUAGAAAAUAUGGCAGCAGAGCUCACAGAGAGGACAAAGCUUGUGUACGACUGGGUGGGCUCCCAGGAGCAGGGCGAGGUGUCCUAUGAAAACACUCUUAAGGCCCUGGCAGAUGUGGAAGUGGAAUAUACGGUCCGUCGGAACAUGCUGGACUUCCCCCAGCAUGUCUCUCCUUGCAAAGACAUCCGUGCAGCGAGCACCGAGGCUGACAAGAAGCUCUCGGAGUUCGACGUGGAGAUGAGCAUGAGGCAGGAUGUGUACCAGAGGAUUGUCUGGCUCCAGGAGAAAGCAGAGAGCGCUUCACUGAAGCCUGAAGCAAAGAGAUACCUAGAGAGGCUGAUCAAAUUGGGUAAAAGAAACGGUCUCCAUCUCCCUGAGGAGACGCAGGAGAAAAUCAAAGCUAUUAAGAAAAAGCUGAGUGUCCUUUGCAUAGACUUCAACAAGAACCUCAAUGAAGACACCACCUACUUGCCCUUCUCGAAGGAGGAACUAGGGGGGCUCCCUGAGGACUUUCUGAACUCCCUGGAGAAGACGGAGGAUGGCAAGCUGAAAGUCACCUUGAAAUACCCACACUAUUUCCCUCUAUUAAAGAAGUGCUAUGUGCCUGAGACGAGGAGGAAGGUGGAAGAAAUGUUCAACUCCAGGUGCAAAGAGGAGAAUUGCUCGAUCCUCAAGGAGCUGGUGGACUUGCGGGCUCAGAAAGCCAGUCUGCUGGGCUUCACCACGCAUGCGGACUUUGUGCUGGAGAUGAACAUGGCUAAAAGCAGCAAGACAGUGGCUACGUUCCUGGAUGAGCUGGCCCUAAAGCUGAAACCUCUUGGGGAGAAGGAGCGGGCUGUCAUCCUGGACCUGAAAAAGAAAGAGUGCGAGAAGCGUGGCCUGGAGUUUGACAACCGCAUCAACGCCUGGGACAUGCGCUAUUACAUGAACCAGGUGGAGGAGACCAAGUACAGCGUGGACCAGAAUCUGCUGAAGGAAUACUUCCCCAUGCAGGUGGUCACCACGGGCCUGCUGGCCAUUUACCAGGAGCUGCUGGGGCUCACCUUCCACCUGGAAGAGAAGGCUCAGGUCUGGCACGAGGAUGUCCAGCUCUACACGGUGAAGGAUACCUCCUCCGGGGAGACCAUCGGCAAAUUCUACCUGGACCUGUACCCGCGGGAAGGGAAGUACGGGCACGCAGCCUGCUUCGGCCUGCAGCCAGGCUGCCUCUUGCCAGACUCCAGCCGGCAGAUCUCAGUGGCUGCCAUGGUGGCCAACUUCACCAAGCCCACGCUGGAUGCACCUUCCCUGCUGCAGCACGAUGAAGUGGAGACGUACUUCCAUGAGUUCGGGCAUGUCAUGCACCAGCUCUGCUCCCAGGCGGAGUUUGCCAUGUUCAGUGGGACACACGUGGAGCGAGACUUUGUCGAGGCACCGUCACAGAUGCUGGAGAACUGGGUGUGGGAGAAGGAGCCGCUGCUGCGCAUGUCCAGGCACUACAAAACUGGAAGCCCCAUCCCUGAUGAGCUGCUGGAGAAGCUCAUUAAAUCCCGGCAGGCGAACACAGGGCUCUUCAACUUGCGUCAGAUCGUCCUGGCCAAGGUGGACCAGGCGCUGCACACCCAGACGAAGGCUGACCCCGUGGAGGUGUUUGCCCAGCUGUGUGAAGAGGUGCUGGGCGUCCCUGCCACCCCAGGUACAAACAUGCCCGCUACAUUUGGCCACUUGGCCGGAGGCUACGAUGCCCAGUACUACGGCUACCUCUGGAGCGAAGUGUACUCCAUGGAUAUGUUCCAUACACGUUUCAAGCAGGAGGGGAUCAUGAACUGUAAGGUGGGCAUGGAUUACAGGAAUUGCAUCCUGCAUCCUGGUGGUUCCCUGGAUGCUUCCGACAUGUUGAGGAAGUUCCUGGGCCGCGAACCCAAGCAGGACGCCUUCCUGGCCAGCAAAGGACUGAAGGUAGAGAGCAACUCACUGCCUUCGGCCUGCUGAGAAGCUGCUCCAGCCCGUUUUGAGUCAAGCCAGCUCCUUUGUCUACGCACCAGUCCUCUCAGGCCAAGCAAUACCCGGUACUUCUGUCACCAAACGCAUCCUGGGCCAGCCCCUGCCUGGAGCUGUUCCUCCAGGAUCCUGCUCCAAGCUCACCCUGGGCUUCAGGAGCCGGGUUCAGCCCUGGUCCAGGGCUCUGCGGUGACAGCUCUGCAAAGAGUUGAAUUGCCUUUGUCAUCCCCCUCCCCGAGGGGGAUGGGGCUGUCGGUAGCCCACACAAAUUGGCUGAACUUUGAACCUGAUUUCUGCACGAGGGUGAGUUUCGGCCUCAUUUAUAGCUGGGGAGGAGGGUGAGAGGAGUUACCAAACUUGAAUCAUUGUUUUAAAAUCCCUUCUUUUUAAGAAAUAAGACUUCCCACCAGGCUCGCCUUGUUUUGUGCCCUGGGGCAGGCUUACUGUUCAGAGCACGAAACAAGCGGCUGGCCGGAGAAGCUGUGCUGGGGGUCGUGCUCUCCCUGUCUUUGGGCAGCUGGCAGCUGUGGAAUAAAGAUGGGGACAUCCCAGAGCUUAAAAUCCACUGCGUUUACUGGAACGUCCUGCCCUGAGCCCCUUGGAUGUUCCUGCUGGGGCAGCCCGCCUGGGAGGGGGGCAGAGGUGGCCCAUGCUUGGGACCAUCUCAGGGCAGCUGAUGCCUUCUGGGCUCGGGUUGUAGCAGCAGGAGGGUGUGUUGCUAUUGCUGUCACCUCUAAGCCAGGGUGGGACAGGGGAAGGCUGUGGGGAAAAAAAAAAAAAAAAAAAAAAAAAGGACAAAAAAAAAAAAAGCAGACAGCUUCAAACACGGAUGCCGGGGAUAAAAAUAUCAAAUGGGCUUUGUGCCAGGCCUUGAGCGGCCGGGUGCUGGGUGCGGCACCGAGCCGGGGGACAGCAGCCAGCCCUUUGCCCAGCCUCGGGAGCCAGCAGGGCCGUGCCACUUGUCCCCCCCAGUGUUGUCCUGUCCUUGAGAAGGCUUAAAACCAGUGCCGGCGUGGCGUGCCCCUCUCUGCUCGCCUCCCGGCACCGCUGUGGGUCUGAGCGGCUGGAGGGAGGGAGCGCUGACCCCAGGGGCAAAGGCUGGUUUUGCUCACGUAGGAAUCAUGCGUGGGCUGGGGAAGGGGUUUAGCCCUGAGCGUGCGGGGCAGGCGGACGGUAGGAUGAACCUCGGAGGGGAGCUGUGAGCUCCUGCCGGCCUGGGGGGAUUUGUGGUGAGGGGGUAGGGAGGGCAGAUCUCAUUUUCUGGUGUCCCAUCCCGGCCCCGGCCUGGGACCUGCCGUCCCUCCCCGGCUCAGUUGUUUGUUCCCUUUGCUUCUCCUCUCGUCUGGGCUGCGUCACCGGCGCGGCUCCGGCUUCCUUCCCCGUAGCUGCUGGUGAGAGUGUUGGAAGAAAGCUCACCCCCAGUGCAGACAAAGUCGUUGUUGUCACCUCCCUCCCUCAGACCCCCCCUGGUGACACCGGUGACACCCUCCCUAGCCGGUCCCCUCUUGUGCUGACAUGUGGACAGGGCUGCGAGCAGCGAAGCGGCUCCUUGGUGCUUGCUGGGGCCACGUUGAGCAUCUUGUCUUUGUCCCCACCCUCUGUUUUAGGCAUAGGCGAGUGUCCCAGGUGCUCUCGAGUUGACGCUGUGGGUGUUUUAAGUGUCAUGUUUUACUGAGCUUUCAGCGUUUUCUUUCAGACCUCUUCUCUCGAGGGAGAGAACUUGAAGCUGAACGGGGAAACCACGCGCUUUCCUCCCUCCUUCCCAGGCCACUGUUACCUCUGCUCCUCCCUCCAGUAACCCCGGCGGUGCGGGGAGAGGGGCUGCCGGCGGCCGGGGCCGGGCAGAGCGGGGGGACCUGGUGCCCUUCCCUGCGCACGCGUGAGCCCCAGGAGCCACGCCGGGCUCCUUGGAGCUGCACCUCCUCCCUCCCAGCUCCUCCUCCCCAUCCCGUCCCAGGCUGGUGGGGAAAAGAGGUCCCUUUCAGGUUUGGGGUUUUGUUUUGGUUUUGUUUUUUUGUUUUUUUGGUUUUUUUCAAUUUUAUUCUGUUAACCAUUUUAAGGGCAAACUGGUGUGUGUGUGUGUGUGUGUGCCGUUUGUAAUGGUCACGUCCCACCCUGCUUGUUUCCAUGACUUGGAUUUUAGACGGUUCCUAGCACUAAUAAAGGUUUUCCUAAGCGGA